Messenger RNA from Habropoda laboriosa, 1232 nucleotides. RefSeq names its product rhomboid-related protein 3-like (gene rho-4). Bases 1 to 1152 code for a protein of 383 amino acids. The record is from RefSeq and is a predicted model, not a curated record. The transcript is spliced from 5 exons. Gene Ontology annotation, molecular function: calcium ion binding; serine-type endopeptidase activity. Lineage: Eukaryota; Metazoa; Arthropoda; Insecta; Hymenoptera; Apidae. Gene Ontology annotation, cellular component: membrane.
AUGUUCUAUCCGCAGAGAAUGAUGAGACAAAUCUCAGAAAUCUCCUAUGUAGGAGGUUUCAAACUGAUAAGAAUGUCAACUAAUCAAGAAGGAGAGUCUGGUAUAACAAUACCAUUGCAAUAUAAUAAUUCUCAUUGGAAAGCUAUAUUUGAAAAAUAUGAUCUUGAUGGAGAUGGAAAAAUCUCAUAUCAAGAAUUGAGAGCUAUGAUACGCAGUUCAGCUUAUUCGAAUGAUAUUCCAACCAGAGUUGUCCACAUCAUUAUGCGUAAGGCAGAUUUAGAUGAUUCUGGAUAUUUAGAUUAUCCAGAAUUUAUAGCUAUGAUUCACAGGAAAGAUAUGCAAGGUGUUUUUGGUCACCUUGUACAACGAUAUGUACAGUCUAUGGUUCCACAAAGACCUAGUACCUUUCAAGUAGCACUAUCUACAGACUUUCCUGAUGGACAAUAUGAAGAAGAAUAUACUUGCAGACCUCCAGCAUUGGCAAUGAUAAUUAUAUCCAUACUAGAAAUUAUUCUAUUUUUAUAUGAUGUGAUUGUAUAUAAAUCACCUUCUGUUGAAGGACCAGCAGCUACAUUAUUUAUUUAUAAUCCACACAAAAGAUAUCAAGCAUGGAGGUAUUUAACAUACAUGUUUGUACAUGUGGGAGUAUUUCACCUGGUAGUAAAUCUACUUGUGCAAAUAAUGUUGGGUAUUCCAUUGGAAAUGGUGCACAAAUGGUGGAGAGUAUUAACUAUAUAUAUAGCAGGUGUUGUAGCAGGUUCUCUUGGUACCUCUGUGUCAGAUCCUGGAGUAUAUUUAGCAGGUGCUUCAGGUGGUGUAUAUGCAUUAAUUACUGCUCAUGUAGCAACUAUUGUAAUGAAUUGGUCACAAAUGGAAUUUGCUAUAUUACAAUUAUUAGUAUUCCUUGUUGUGACAGUUGUUGACAUUAGUCAAGCGAUAUAUAAUCGUUAUGUACUAGAUACCAAUGAUCAAGUUGGCUAUGUUGCUCAUUUUGCUGGUGCCAUUGCAGGCCUACUUGUAGGCAUAAAUGUACUUCGUAAUCUUGAAGUAAAAACAUGGGAAAAAGUUGUAUGGUGGGCCAGUAUUAUUACAUACACUGCACUUAUGACAGCUGCUAUUUUAUGGAAUAUUUUAUAUACUUACUAUGACUAGUUACAUUAGUUAAAUUUAAUAUAUUUAUUUUUUGAUGCUGCCUUUUUUGGCAACUGGAGUUUGCAAUCUUGCCACUAUAU